AAGGCCUUAGAAAAAUAGUCGAAUCUGUCGGAACAGUGGCAGUGUUGAAGAGACAGGCUCGGGCAGAUGGAAGGUUCUUUGCACGAAAUUGGGUUAUUCCACAUCUUCUAAAAAAUGAGUUUAAAUCAAUGCAAUAAAGGAAGAAGAAGCGACAAGAGUUCUUGAUUAUCCAAGAGAAUAUGGCCGCCAACCGGCCACCCGUGGUAGCGGGGACGGCCGGGCGACGGGUCGGCCUUCCGAUUGCGCACGCGAACCGAGAUCCGCUAUCAAUUCACUUACAGGAUUGGUUGUCAAACCGAACCUUGCGGAAUUUUUUAGGGCAAUACUCGGAAAACGUGUGGGGUGAGGUGGUCAAAUCGCUCGUCCUCCUGGCAAUUUUCGCCUUACAACUGCACCAAGAGGAUCCGAGUAAGCCGGUGGAGGCUCAGCAGUGGACGUUAGAGGACCUCGACAGCCUUUUGCGGUACUGCGUGCACGAAGGGCAGUGGCCAGAAGGAGGUGAGACCUUCAAGCCAGAAAAUUUCCGGAUACCCUUUGGCGAAGGAAGCGCAGGUAACGUAGCUGACGGACUUGGGGGUGUCAUCAAAUUCAGGAAGCCAGGUGCGCAGUGGCGAAAAGGGAACACUACAGUGUUUCGGCCGAGAGGACCCCAUGGUAUUUCAAUCGUUUUCUACAUUCAAACAUAAGAAAGGGUUCUUUAUUUGACCACUUACUUACAAGCGGCUCAUCCACAUCUUCGUUUCAUAGGCAUCAACAUCACAAGAUCCUCAUAUUUCUAUGUUGACUUGCAUCUUCUUGAAACUCCUAGUUACCUGCAUCUACUUCAUGAACGGGGGGAUAGCAGUGAUGUAUCCUUGUACUUUUUUCAGACAAAUCCGGCGGCGCAGGACCGCCCAAGGGGCAACCAGACCCUGUGCCAGAGCAGACAGUGUAUCGCGGAGAUGGCACUGUUUCGACGAAAAAGCUCACGCGAAAAGCUGUCUACCCAACAUGGUGGGGGGACCCCAAACCGUCAAAGCAACAGCUCCAGCGAGCUCUCAGAAGAAUAAGGGACGAGAACGCAAAGCAGAAGCACCAACUGCGGAUACUGGAGGAGAGGCAAGGACAAACUGAGCACAUUGUCGGAGAAGAUCUGGAUUGGGAGGCCGGGGGGUCUUCUGCAUCGAGCUACAAUAUGGCAAGAGCUUAAUUGAUGUUGAUUUUUCAUAGACGUUGUCGGUGGAAAAAGAAGAAAUUAUCUAAGUUUUUCUCCAUCGUGUGUACGACGAUUCAGUCAACAACUCUUAGAAAUAGGAUCAUGUAAUAAGAAGUGUUUACAAGGUAGUUCUUCCGUGCCAACAUUUGCUUGUUGUUUAAGUUUCUCAAUACCAGAGAGUAUCGGUCGUAUCGGAUUGAGUGUUCUAAAAACGGCAUGCUAAAGGUGGGAAGAAAAACGGUGCGGGUCCCCAGAAAUUUGUUCUAAGUAAAGCACCUAUAGCAGCGCUGUGGACGACAAUGCUGGUGGAUCGGAAGCCGGUACCUCGUCUUACGCUCAACAACAUGAACAUCAGGGUGGUGAAGAUAGCGAAGUCGGAAAUUAUGGUGGAGGACGAAAUAGGAGUCCUCACGAUCCCGAUUUCAAUCCAUAUGCGCCUGCGCCAAGAGCGGGAGGACGAGGCGGUGGGAAAUAUGUAGACGUGCAGAGUCGGAUACGAGGCCCGAACAACUUGAGAAGCGAUCACGCGGACAGACGGCAUAAAACGAGGUGUCGGUCACGUCUCGGCCCGACGGGGGACGAUCGGAUAGUACUCGGAACUGCGGUAAACAUUUUUGUCUGGUGACCGUGAUGUGUAGGGACCUAAAAUAGCAUAUAAGUACUAUGAGUUUUUGUGCUAGAAGACCAAGGAAGCAUUCCCGCAAUUUAAUCAUUGUUGUCCUUGUCUGACUGUGGAUGGUGUAACAAUUACCAUCAAGACUCAUUAAUUUAGAUUUUGAUUUUGCUUUAAGAGUGCUGAAUACAACAGGACGACCCAUUUGCUCUCGACCCUUCGGCUAUGGACAGCAUAGACCGGGUGCAUGUUUUGAACGAGUGUACCAAGAGCCCUAAAGCGUGGACUGUGACCUUUCCAAGUCAAACGAAGCCGAGUCCUAUUUCCUCUGACAUUCGCCCUGAUAGCAUACGCGAUCGAAGCGGACAGGAUAGCUCGGCAUCAACUGGUAGAGGCUCAAAUUACGGGCAAUGAGAUGAAUGUUGACCUCAUCUUUUUGUGAUAAGACAAGAGGGAAAGUCUCUAAUCCACAGUAGUUGUAGUUGUUCUGGAGAUAACAUAAGAAUCCCCUCAUUCGAGUAGUUGUACGUUUCUUGCAAAUACCAGUGCGUCAAAGAGAAUGUUAAGAAUAUAGACAAUUGACAGGACCACAGCUCAAAGGGAAGACGAGGACCGAAGAUGUAUUUUGUUUCAUUCUACCAGGGCCUGUACAUUUUCUACUACAAGUACGUGAAGAACAGGGUCAUUAGUGGUUCUACCUUCUGCAUUUUUUCACUCUAAUCAAAGGGAAGACGAGGACAGCGCGCAGGUGCAUCUAGGGGAGGUGAUGGAGCAGUGGCGCUUGCAGAGAGCUUCCUAUCUAAUCCAGCUUUGA
Molecule: messenger RNA, 2622 nt
Organism: Amoebophrya sp. A25
Lineage: Eukaryota; Dinophyceae; Syndiniales; Amoebophryaceae
Source: the annotation of a GenBank genome assembly